AUGGCGCAAGUCCAAGCGCAGGCGGCGCCGACGCGCACGCACCUGACGCUGAAAGGGUCGACGGCACUGGUGCACGAGUUUUUUAACUAUUCUGUGCAGAGCAUUUUGUACCAGCGCUCCAUUUAUCCCUCCGAGGACUUUCGGACGGUGAAAAAGUUUGGGCUCCAGAUGCUGUCGACGACCGAUGACGACCUGGCGGACUAUUUGGACCGUGCGAUGGGCCAGCUCAAGACGUGGCUCGAGCAAGGCAAGGUUCGGCGCCUGGUAGUGGCCAUUGUCGAGAAAGAGACCCAAGAGACGGUCGAGCGCUGGCAGUUUGACAUUGAAGUGGUGAAUGAGGGCCUGGAUGCGUCGCAAGCGGACGCGCCUGUGGCUGCCGGCGCACCCAAGUCCGUCCAAAAGACCGACGCGCAGGUCAAAGCCGAGAUUGCGGCGAUCAUCAAGCAGAUCACCGCCUCGUGCACCUUUUUGCCGAUGCUCGAGGAGCCAUGCGCCUUCCAGAUCCUCGCCUAUACCGAUUCCGACGUCGAGGUCCCGGUCGAGUGGGCCGAGUCGAACGCGCGGCUCAUUGCCGAAGGACAGGCUGAGCAGGUGAAGCUGCGCAGCUUCUCGACGCACGUCCACCGCGUCGACGCGAUGGUCGCCUACCGUCGCGAGGAAGACGAUGUAUAG
This is a messenger RNA of Malassezia japonica, 672 nucleotides long. RefSeq names its product Mitotic spindle checkpoint component mad2 (gene MAD2). Lineage: Eukaryota; Fungi; Basidiomycota; Malasseziomycetes; Malasseziales; Malasseziaceae. The coding region runs from base 1 to 672 and encodes 223 amino acids. Gene Ontology annotation, biological process: mitotic spindle assembly checkpoint signaling. Gene Ontology annotation, cellular component: kinetochore; cytoplasm; nucleoplasm. The transcript has 3 exons. The record is from RefSeq and is a predicted model, not a curated record.